Molecule: messenger RNA, 2833 nt
Organism: Paramecium octaurelia
Lineage: Eukaryota; Ciliophora; Oligohymenophorea; Peniculida; Parameciidae
Source: the annotation of a GenBank genome assembly
AUGAAUCAGCAUACAAUAAUAGACUGUAUAAUAAUUUUUGAUGAGAAUGACGACAUUCCUUUUCAAAUAGAAUUAGAAGAUUAAAAAAGCAAAUAGCAUCAUGUUUUCCCACUUUCACUUGAUAAGUUUGGGAUCCUUGAAUUCAUAUCGCAAACUCAAUAGCUUUAGUUCUUAAAAAAAAUAGAAUAUAUGAAAAAAUAUAUAGAUUUUGUGCGUCAACCGCUAAUAGAGACACAAAAAAUAUCAAACUUAGAGGACUGCCUACCUGAUUAAAUUUUUGGACCCAAAUCUCUCUAACCUAAUGCAGGAUCAUAUGGCUUUUAAAAAGGAUUUCGCACUUAGAAUAAAUCACAAAAUUAAGAAUAGAGAACUUCAUUACCAGGAUCAAAUGUUGCAAUAUUAAUCUAUUAAAAUGAAGAUUUUUAAAGUUUAACUCAAUAGAUGUAGGUGUAUAGCAAGCCAGAAACAAAAAUAAAACCUAUCAUAAUAAUAAAUGGUAAAUCUGCAUUUAAGAAACUAAUGCUAUCUAAUGAGCAGGUGUUUUUAAAUUUUUAUUAAACAAAAUACAUUCCUUUUCAUUAAAAGUUUAAGAGUUCGACCAAUCAUUGCAUCUAUUUUUAAAUUACAGAUUAAAAUGGUUAUUAUUUUGUUUUCGCAAAUGAAUUAAGCAAAUUGGAUCUGAUUAGAUGGAUUUAUUAAGGAAUUCUAAAAUUAAUUUAACCAAAGUUUGUUACGAUUGCAUCAAGUAACGAAGUUUUUAGUCAAGACAUAAAUAUCUUAUAGUUGUUUGAAAUUUUAGCAAAGGAAACUAAGUAUUUUGGAAUUUAAUGUUUGAAAAAAUUAAGUUAUAAAGGGAGAUUUUGGAAUAAUUAAUAAGGAAAUUUUGCUGACAUCGCUUUUAAAAUCGACUCCAUGUUUAAAAUUAAAUAAUUUCAUAAUCCCCUUUCUUGCAUUUAUUAAUGGGAGCGAAUACAACCUAUUGUUGAUGAUUAUAUACGUAAGGUUGCUAAUGAAUAUAUUGAUAAUUCGUGGGCUUUAGGAUAUAAUUCAAUAUUACCUAGACUUAUGAAUGAACAUUCAGGUAAAGAAUUAAAAGUUAUUACAUAAUGCAUUGUUGAAUAGAAAUUUAAAAUUAACUAAUUUGAAACUGUAUUUAAUUAAUUUUGCCAAUACAAAAAGAAUAUCAAUGAUUAAUUGAGGAAAUGCAGAUUUCAUUUAUUUAGAAAUGUGUUCCAAUGGGUUUUUUCAAAAAUCUAAGUUUUCCACAAUUACUUUGCGAUUUCAAUAUGUAAUGUAUGCUUCAAUUGCAUUAGGUUUUUUCUUUUCAUUUUAAUGUCCAUAUCAAUUAAUCUAUAACUUACUUGAAAAAUCCGUAGGAUAUACUGCUUUAGCUGUUGCAUUGCCAAUUUUGUAUUCCAUAAACAUUGUGUUGUUCCUCUUACUAACCCAGCUCUACCAUUUUAAUGAUAAAAUCAUUGAAAAAGGUUAUUCAUAAGAAAUCGCUUUGAUGGCUUAAAAGAAUGAAAAGCAGGAGUUUAAAUUUAAAUCCUUAGCUUCCUCCAAUAUUGAUAUACUUUUUAUUUAAGAAUCGAAUGAAUAAAGCAAAUUUGAUAUUGAAGUCUAAGAGGAUGAAUAUAUUCAAAUGGAAACUAAGGAAAUAGAGAAUAAAUACCGAGAUAAUAAUGAACUUUUUUUUUUGUAUAAAUUUCCUCAAUUGAAAUACAUAAGUUUAUACGUUGGCUACAUAUUGGAAACAUAAAAUUAUUUAGAUUUUGGAGUUGUAGUAUUUAUUUAUGCAAACUUGAUACUGGUCCAUGGAAAAAACUUUAUAAAUGAAGAAUCAGAAUUUGAAAUAGCUUUAUGGGCUAUGGUGUUGAUUACGUUUUUGUACCAGUUAAUUACAAAGAGGUUAGGAAUAGUUUGGCUUUUUGUUAGAUUUUCUAUGAUAUCAUAUUUUUGGCAGUUCUUCUAACUACCUAAAAAGGCUACAUCAGCUAAAUAGAGGAUUAAUGAGAAAAGAAAAUUAGGUUCACAGCUGUUGUUGAAUUUUAUUCUAUUUUACGUUUUCAUUGCAAUUGAGUCCUAUUACAAUUAUUGUGGGUAUAUUUUGAUUGGACUCUUUGGAUAUUUGGCAAUAGUUGAUAUAAUUAUUGGCUUUUUUUAGUUUACUUAAUUCCUUUGUUACAGUUCAUCCAUUCCAAAAGAAAAAAAUUAAAUUUGGGAAGGGAAUUUAAUUGAUGGCAUUUCUCAAAUCUUAAAUAAUAAAAUCCACUUAGAGGCUAAUAACUAACUUUUUGAAAUGACAAGAAAACUAGUAGCUGAGACAACUGAAGGCAAAAAAUAGCAGUAAUUGAUGAUGUAAACCCAACUGAUGAACGAUAAAGAUUAUAUCAAUUUAACAAAUACAAUAAAAUUAUAGCUUAAAGAUGAAUUAUCAAAGAAGUAUAAUAUAAAUUAGAUUGAUUUAAAUUAAAUCAGCAAGUUAACGGACUAAGUCAUUACUAGAUAAAUUUAACUUCAUUUGAAAGAAUAAUAAAAUUAACUUAAAUAAACAUAAGAAAUUAAUCAAUAAAAAGUACAAUAAAAUUAGAAUGAUUAAUUGCAGUAAUAAUAGUAAUAGUAGUUAUAGUCAUAUUAGAAUUCUUAAGUCAACUACAACUUGUUAAAUUCAGUUAAAAAAAGCGAUAUUAAAAAUGGCGUCACUGUUAAUUAAAUUGUAAGUGACAUCAAUAAGGGCAGUUUGUUGGAAAGUAAUCCACACAUCGGUAGUUUGUUGGAAAGUAAUAAAAACAUUGGUGGUUAAUUUGGAUAGGCUAAACAAUGAUUAUAUAAC